AUCUUGGCUCCAAACAAAACGCAAAGUUAUGGCUCUACCUUUCUCCCAAAACUUUUCAAAACAUUUGCCUGGCUCUGAGAUGAUUAUUUAUCAUUUAUUCUAUCGCUUAUUCAUGCAUGACCAUGGCAUCCGUCCCAGAGGAGUGUUACCAUUAAAUAUGUAACGUCUCGGCUGUGUUUCUAUGGAAACAGUAUUACGCUCUUGCUCUUGUUGAUCAACAUGGAGUUUAUGGGAAGCAGUUAUGAUGGAGAUUACAAUAAUGGCAGGAUGGAGGGGUCGGGUGAAUACACACUUCCCACUCACACCAGAUAUGUCGGAGAGAUGAAAGAUGGCACGUUCCAUGGAAAAGGAGUGCUGCAUUUCCCCAAUGGAAGCAAAUAUGAGGGAACUUGGGAGAAAGGAAUUUCCAAAGAGGGAAAGUACACAUUUUCUGAUGGCCUGGAGUAUAAAGAGAUGGACUGGGAUUACUGUGAUGGCAAAGACAGGCGUUUCUACUCUGAGAGGUGUAAUGGCCUCAAACCAGCAGGAGAAUCCCAGUUAACUGAUGGGGACCCCCCGCGGACCAUCCCUGAAGGUUGCUAUGACAGUGGCGAUGGCUUUUAUGAUCCCAACACUAGAGUCGUCAAAGACUAUGAUGGCCAGUUUUCUCAGGAACGCAGCCAGCCUGUCUCGUCACCUGAUUGGUUCAGCCCCAAACCUCCCUGCUGUGGAGAAAGACCACCCCAAUGGGAGCACUUCGUCAAGCCUGGCCUGUGA
This is a messenger RNA of Carassius auratus (goldfish), 756 nucleotides long. Its product is annotated as MORN repeat-containing protein 5-like. NCBI's taxonomy places the organism in Eukaryota, Metazoa, Chordata, Actinopteri, Cypriniformes, Cyprinidae. The record is from RefSeq and is a predicted model, not a curated record. The coding region runs from base 220 to 756 and encodes 178 amino acids. The transcript has 5 exons.